Guyanagaster necrorhizus is the source of this 888-nucleotide messenger RNA. RefSeq lists its product as uncharacterized. The record is from RefSeq and is a predicted model, not a curated record. Bases 363 to 542 code for a protein of 59 amino acids. Lineage: Eukaryota; Fungi; Basidiomycota; Agaricomycetes; Agaricales; Physalacriaceae. The transcript is spliced from 3 exons.
GAUUGUACAAACGAAACGUCGUAUUCCCCCUAUCAUGACAACUACAUCACAACAAACCAUACCCAUCAAACGAAGGAAAUACCCGCGGACUCGUCAACUAUUGGGAAAACAAGGUCUCAAUCCCCGGUCAGACUAUAGCGCCACUACCAUCCACCCCCAUCAAUAGCCUGACUCCCAACCUGCUCGAAUACGCACAACACGAGAGCGUAGCACUUGCCUCAAUCGUUCGCAACGUCAAAGACAUAUUUGGUGUUGGAAUAAACCCCAAGAAGCCAUCUCACGAGGCUUGGACUAUUCUCAAGACCCAGUACAGUGCCUAUUCAGACUUGAUUCGUAGCCGUAGGGAGAGAGCACUGAAAACUAUGAAAUACCAGGACGGAGAAAAGGUUAGCGGGGAUGGAGGAUAUGUAGAGAGGAUGUGCAAGCUCAGGAAGGAAGCAAACGACGCCGGCGCAGCUAUAGACGACAAGAGUUUCAAAACCACGCUACUCGACUCAUUCCCUGAGUCCUGGGACUCGGUCGUCAGCACUCUAUAUGCUUGAAGCAGCCUCACUAUCGUUAUCGGACGUCUCAUUGCCCACGGCGAACACGUAGUCAGACAGAACACUGCCAAUAACUCCUCAUCCGCUCAAGAGUCUACAAUUCAGGAACUCCAAGCGUCUAUCCAGGCUCUAACCCUUCAAGUUCAAAGCCUUUCUUCAAGGAAGAAUACGGCCCCGGGGUCGGACAAGUCUCACAGCCCGAAUGACGCUUGUAAGGGAAUAGGCCAUGCUCUGUGCCUAGCUCCGGAAACCUAGCCACCUCCAACACGUCAUCAUCCGAUCCAGGUUCCGUCUACACAAACGUCACUGCACUGAACACGCGCAUCGACGAGAAAACCCUUAAGAC